Malassezia restricta is the source of this 1560-nucleotide messenger RNA. RefSeq lists its product as uncharacterized. The record is from RefSeq and is a predicted model, not a curated record. The transcript has a single exon. Bases 1 to 1560 code for a protein of 519 amino acids. Lineage: Eukaryota; Fungi; Basidiomycota; Malasseziomycetes; Malasseziales; Malasseziaceae.
AUGGCCGAAGCAGCUCGGCCGCUCGUGCUCGACGCGCGCCACGCGUCGUUCACGUCGGUCGUGCACAUUCACGCCGACACAUCGCUGCGUAUAUCUGACCUCAAGCAAAGCAUCUCCGAGUACGUGCGCACGAGGCAGUGUUCGCGAGAAGGAUGGCCCCAGGCCAGUGGCAUGCGCUGCAUUCAUCGUGGCGGUAUCCUUGGCAACGACGUCUCUCUCGCUGCCCUGUUCUCGGAGGAGCAGCCUGUCGUCGUGCAUGUGGUAGUGCAGCCCGAGGCGUGGGUGCCUUUUGCGCCGACGGACGCACCCGCUGCCCCGGCGCCGCCACCGACACCACCCGCGCAGGACGACUCGGCAGCGUCGCCCCUCGCUACGCUGCAGUCACUGCCUCGAGCGGAACUCGCUCCCAUGCUCUCGGCCCUGUACAUGACCCUCGCUUCCUAUUAUGCGUACUAUGAGGACCUGUGCGAGUCGCUCGCGAGACCGUGCGUGCUGGCACGGCCGGUGCCGAUGCACGACGUCGAGCGCGUGGACGACCCGGCCGUGCGUGCCGCGGCCAUCCGUAUGAUUGAGUCGCACAUUAUGCACUGGACGCCUCUCCGAGCGGAAAGCGAAAAAGCCUGCACAGAAGAGCCACGAUACGAGCACGUCACGCUAUGCCACUUGCCAUUUCUUCUGCGAACCAUGUCCCCCCGAGCCCCGACGCAUCUCUUGCCUCUCUUGGAAACGCGCAUCGUCACCCUGCUCAUGCUGUAUGCUCACUUUCACGCUCACGACACCGAGCGUCGCGACACGCCCAGCGUGCAUCGGCAGUCUUGGCCGGUGACAAGACGUGACUGGCUCGCGCUGCUCGGCUUUCUUUUGCGUAUGGCUGGGCGCACCCUGAUGUUCGUGGCCUUUUUCUUACCCAACUACCUCGCCGAUCAUCUCUGGCAUGUGCUGGCCGCGCUACUCGUCUUCCAUGUGGCAGCGGCCAUGUGGUUUGUGCACCGCCGACGGACGCAGGCGCAAGCGGCCGCUUCCAGCGCUGCGCCAUCGCCGCCCGUGCGAGCAGCACCGUCCGCCCCCCUUUCUCCGACUGAGCUCACGCUCGAGAUACCCCGUCUGCCGCAUCGCAUGCCGACCGUGCCGCCCACCACAUGCAGGUAUUGGAUGCAACGCAUGGCCUGGUUCGGCCUAGAGGAAGAGGAAGUGGCUAUGGGCUUUGAGCAUGUGCCACCUACCGAGCCGCGGCGCAUCCUAUGGGAGGCGCGUGCGUGGCCCGCUCAGCAGCAGCGACCGAUGCCGCCUCGCCCGCCGGCCCCGGCCGUCGUGCCGCAUGUGAUCAAAGCGCUCAUCGUGUUCCUCAUGACGCUCGAGCCGGAAAUCGACAAGCUCCGCUCUGACGCCAUUCUCAUGCGAAAGGAUGCUAUUUGUGCGCUCGCUCGACGAUGGAAAGAGCUCCAAGAACAGCACAAGAACGAGGCAGCGCUCAGCGGGAGCACCCCGUCGAUUCUUCUGCAUCCCUAUGCACGUCGUGUGCUUCUCGAGGAAGAGAGGCGCUCGGCGCAGCUGACAUGA